Amaranthus tricolor (Joseph's coat) is the source of this 1113-nucleotide messenger RNA. RefSeq names its product zinc finger BED domain-containing protein RICESLEEPER 2-like. Gene Ontology annotation, molecular function: protein dimerization activity; DNA binding. Lineage: Eukaryota; Viridiplantae; Streptophyta; Magnoliopsida; Caryophyllales; Amaranthaceae. The transcript is spliced from 4 exons. The coding region runs from base 1 to 1113 and encodes 370 amino acids. The record is from RefSeq and is a predicted model, not a curated record.
AUGUGGCAUUUGAUUGUGGAUGAGGGUUAUCUUUCAUUUACUGCACAUUAUAUUGAUGAUGAUUGGAAGUUACACUAUAAGAUUAUUGCCUUUUGUCAUGUCUCCCCUCCUCAUAAUGCCAACAUGAUACAUGAGAGGUUAAUUGCACUUAUAAAAGAAUGGAAGUUUCAACAAAAGGUGUUCUCUAUCACAUUAGACAAUGCUAAGUACAAUGAUAAUAUGCAAAAAUUGCUUGUUAAUAGUCUAAGUGUGUAUAAUCCAUUGCUUGCUUAUGGUGAUUAUUUUCAUGUUCAUUGUGGUGCUCAUAUUUUGAACUUUAUUGUUCAAGAUGGUUUGAAGGUCAUUGGAGAUGAAAUAAAAACAAGUAAUACCUUGGUUAAGUAUAUAAAUGGUUUUAAAGUACGAAAAGAAAAGUUGAGGGAGUGUGCAAUUGGUAUUGGUGUUAGUAUUUCUAAAAGGUUGUGGUUGGAUUGUCCUAUACGAUGGAAUUCUACCUAUAGGAUGCUUGAAAGGGCAUUGAUUUAUUGUCCUUGUUAUGAAAACCUAAAAAGAAUUGACAAAGAUCUUUCUAAUAUUCCUACACAUGAUGAUUGGUCAAAGGUUAAAGAAAUUGUUGCACUUUUAAAACCUUUUGAUGAUAUAACAAAAUAUGAAGAUGAGUUUUUAAAAGAUAUGGCAAAGAAUAUGAAAAAUAAAUUUGAUAAAUAUUGGGAAAAUUAUAGUGUUGUUCUUUCUUUUGCUGCCAUGAUGGAUCCUCAGUAUGUAAGGAAUGAUACUCCCUAUGGCCAUGAAGCUAGUAGUAAAGUCGUGGAUGAUGAUCUUCCUGGAUUUUCAUCUUUUGCUAGAGGGACUAGUGAAAAUUUGUCAGAAUUAGAUAUUUAUCUUGAGGAGUCUAGGCUUGAUCAUCAUCUUGCACUAGAUGUACUGCAAUGGUGGAAAACAAAUGAAACUCGACAUCCCCAGGUUGCGCGUAUGUCAAGAGAUUUAUUAGUCAUUCCAAUUACUACUGUUGCAUCCCAGUCACCUUUUCGCUUAGGAGGUAGAGUGCUUACUAAGUAUAGAGCUUCUCUUCAACCGGAUACUGCUGAGGGUUUAAUUACUAGUCGUAGUUAG